Gastrolobium bilobum is the source of this 1299-nucleotide messenger RNA. RefSeq lists its product as uncharacterized. The record is from RefSeq and is a predicted model, not a curated record. Lineage: Eukaryota; Viridiplantae; Streptophyta; Magnoliopsida; Fabales; Fabaceae. The transcript is spliced from 3 exons. Bases 138 to 992 code for a protein of 284 amino acids.
CUUAAAGUUCUCCUCUUUCGUGUGGAUUUUCCCGAGAAAAUUCCCAGCUCGAGAAGCUCUCGGUAGGGCUUCUUGUUGAAUACUUGGCGCGGUUGCCGGGUGUUCUUGGGUUCGUUGUUUUUUUGUUUUUCCGGUAAAUGGUGUUUGCGGGUUCGGAAGAAGAGACUAUGGCGAUGGGACCCGAGAGAUCGAAGCCUCUUCACAAUUUCAUGCUGCCGUGUUUGAAGUGGGGGAGUCAGCGUCACCUGAGGUGCAUGAAAGUGAACCCCAACGGCGCCGACGCUUCCGACGCCGGAGAUCCCCGGAAGAAGAGGGAAUUGGAGCCGAUGGUGAAUAAUGCGAGGGACUCUGAGAAGAGGAUGAGGAUGACGAAACCGCCAAUUCACGGCGAUGAUGGGAUCGAUGCGGUGAGGGAGAAGCUGAUGCUUGAUCUGAAGACUGAGGCUGAUAGGAUCAAAGAUGCGAUUUUGAGGAAGGAGGUGGCGGCGGAGAAUGAUGAUCAUGAGGAGGCGGCGGCGGAGGAAGAAGUGAGGCCGGAGGCGGUGGCGGCUGCUGCCGGAGUGAGGCCGUGGAAUCUGAGGACGAGGCGAGCUGCGUGUAAGGCUCCGGCCGCCGGAGAUAGUGGAAAGGGGUUGAAGAUUGAGGAGAAGAAACCCAACAACUCGUCAUCGCCGUCGCCGUUGAGGACUAAUAACGGUGCCGUGAAGUCGCCGAAAUUGAGAGGCACUCCUGAGAAGACGAAGACGGAAAAGGUGAAAUUUUCUUUGUCCUUGUCAAGGAAGGAGAUUGAGGAAGAUUUCAUGCAGUUGCUGGGUCACCGUCCUCCCAGGAGGCCCAAGAAGAGGCCCAGAGUUGUCCAGAAACAAUUGGAUACCCUUUUCCCUGGUAUGUGGUUAUCUGAGGUUACAGCUGAUUCAUACAAGGUUGAAGAAGCUCCUGAGAAUGGCAAGGUAGCAUUGAGAUUGGCAACACUGAAGGCACCUGUUGGCUGAAUGCUGGUGAUAACAGCUAAUGAGUCUGAUGUGGGAUUUGAUGGACGUGUUGGUUUUUCCCAGUAGCAGUUGAUGUAUGCCUUUGUUGCAUUCAGAUGCUAUUUUUGAUUCCUUAAUGUUAGUUCAUUCUUUUGUUUAUAAGAAUAAUUCUCUGAACAGAGAUGAUUGUUCUAAAUCCUAUGAUUGAGGAGAAUACUGCAAUUAUCUGACUUUUUAGUCUUCUUUUAAAGAAGCUAUCUAGUUUCAAGGACAAAGCUAUAAUAUGACAAUUUUAAACUUUCAUUUCAAUUCCUAGUAUGGCACUUUU